AUGGGACAGUCGAAAUGGAUACGAACAUUCGCGGAGGGCCCCCCGGUUUUUGUGCGUGUGGUGUCCAACGAGCAAAGUGGAGCCGUUUUUGUUUACCCUGAGUAUUCAGGCAAUCGAUUAUAUCAGACCCUGGGUAACCUCCAGGUGUCUCCGCUCGCAGGAUUCGUCUUUCCAGAUUUCGAAACUGGGAAUGCGCUGUUUGCUACCGGAAGAGUAGAGAUCCUGGUCGGCAAGAAUGCGGCCGCCGUGCUGCCCAGAUCCAAUCUCGCCGUGAGGGUAACCGUCACCGCUGCCCGAUUUGUGGAGAGAACCCUCGCGUUCCGAGGUAUCGCAGGGGCCUUAUCUCCAUACAACCCAAGUGUGCGGUACCUGGCAACCGAGAAGACUACCCCGGCCAUUAUCGACGAUGGCCUAUCCAUCACAGCAACCUUGGUGCGGAAAGAGAUCAUAAACCCUAGGAUUGGCCGAUUUCGCUUCCGUAUAUCAGAUCCUAUACAAAUGGGAUCGUGGACGCCGGGCCAAUACGCAACAUUUUCCUUCCAGGAAGAGCUGGACAUGAGAUAUCAUCACAUGCAAGACGACGACCCGUCCAGUCUGAACGACGACUAUAUCAGAACAUUCACGAUAUCGUCUUAUCCUGGCAAAGACCUUCCGCCCGAUGAAUUCGAGAUCACAGCUCGCAGGCACGGAAACGUCACCCGCCAUCUCUUCCAAACCAACGAACGAGCUGGACUGGAAGUUCCGUUGAAGGGGUUUGGCGGUGAUUUCGUGAUCAGCUCACAAGGCGGACAGGACCUUCUUCCUUUUAUCGCUGGCGGAAUCGGGAUCACGCCCGUCAUUGCGCAGCUUCCGGGUAUUGAUAUCAGUCGCCUGCGUCUCUUCUGGUCCAUGCACAUCGAUGAUAUCGGACUAGUCGUGGAUACAUUCCAGCGAUUUCCUCAACUGCCUCAGUCCACGAGGCUUUUCCUGACGGGACCAGAUCCACAUGAUGAAGAUGUAAUCCCUCAUCUGGAAGCAAUCAAGGGGACGGAAGCGCAAGUUGAGCGGCACAGAAUGCAUGCUGCGGACCUGGACCUGUCAUUGGCGGAUGUGUGGUAUUUCUGCGGCAGUCCUGCUCUAAAAAGCUCAGUGAUGGACUGGCUUACCGGAAAGACAGUCGCAUAUGAGGAUUUCAAUUACUGA
Messenger RNA from Aspergillus melleus, 1182 nucleotides. RefSeq names its product putative oxidoreductase, FAD-binding. The transcript has a single exon. Gene Ontology annotation, molecular function: oxidoreductase activity. Bases 1 to 1182 code for a protein of 393 amino acids. NCBI's taxonomy places the organism in Eukaryota, Fungi, Ascomycota, Eurotiomycetes, Eurotiales, Aspergillaceae. The record is from RefSeq and is a predicted model, not a curated record.